Linepithema humile (Argentine ant) is the source of this 2168-nucleotide messenger RNA. RefSeq names its product protein lifeguard 1-like. The record is from RefSeq and is a predicted model, not a curated record. Gene Ontology annotation, cellular component: endoplasmic reticulum; Golgi apparatus. Gene Ontology annotation, biological process: negative regulation of apoptotic signaling pathway. Lineage: Eukaryota; Metazoa; Arthropoda; Insecta; Hymenoptera; Formicidae.
UUUUAAUAGAGAUUUUAUUCUUUUAUUCAAAAAAGGCAAACUGAAAAAGUUUAUUUAUAAAUUUUAUUUAUAAAUCGAAACUCCGUGCAAGAAACUUUUGUGUUGCACUAAACUAAUAAUUACAAUAUAAAGAAAUUAUCUUUUUUGAAUUGAUAUUUAUGCUUCAAACAAGUGAAUCAUUUAAGUCUCGAAAGAAAGAAACCUUAUCAUUGAGGACUGUAGGUUCACGAAAUGGGAUUGAUUCGAUCGGAAAAGAAUCCAAGAAUGUGACAAACGGAUUGAAAAGUGAAACAGAAUCCCAUUCGGAUACUUUUUCACGGCUCAAGUUGACAAGUACAGAAGAUUAUUCCUACAUACUUGUUGAAGUAUUACGCAGAUAUUUUAUUAAAAUCUUCGGUGAAUGUUGUUUUACGGAGAUUUCGCAUCAAAACAUUGCUAAUUAAUCACAUAAUAACGCGUGCGAGCGCCGUCGCGCUCGUCAAAUAAUAGUCAUACGCUUGAUCAUCUUUCUUCCGACGACAUAUAUAUACGACUUGUUGACGAAUUCGCUGAAGAAUAUCAUUGACACAUCGAGUAGGCACAUUGUUAAGAUGUAAUAAAUUUUAUUAUUGAGCUUUAACGCCUAACCAUUGUGUGCACCGGCGGUACUUCUACCUCGUUUUGUUAACGCUGAAGUUAUAUAUAUUGAUAAAUUAAUAAAUCUAUGAAAUCAAAUCACACAAAUUGUAUAUACAAUAAUCAAACAACUUGAUUUCCACAACGAACUUUUCCCGAAUCGCUAUUUUGUGGAAAGUUUUAAUGCGAACAUUUAGAAACAUUGAGAAAUAAUUUUAGAUGCGUGACGCAAGUUUAUUAUUUAUAUACAUAUAUAUAUUUAUAUAUAUUGCUUUUUUUAUUGUGUCUUUAAUUAAUUUAGAUUUAUUAUUCUGUGGUAGCGUAUAAUAAAACUGUUACAAGUAUCUUCUGUACUUCUUUGCGUGAAUUAUAUCUUUUUCAUUUAUGCUUUUUUAUUAUACGAUUAUUAUCAGAAAUGAAAUUCACAACGUAUGCAUUAUUUGCAUCUUCAUUUGUUAAUUGUGACUGCGUUGCGAUUUUAGCGUACAUUUAGACACAUUUAGGUGCUGUUAGGUACAUAGCAAAAAUCAAGGGAAGCGAGAGACUUUAUACACACCAGACGAUUCUACUCAGCAUACUCAAUGCGGUCCGACGAUCCCGAGCUCCAAGAACUGCAGCCGUCUCCGCAGCACAUCCCGGGGCCGCCGCAGUUACCGCCGUUGAUCAAAGGACAGAAGCUGAAAAGCGGACCGUACACCAUCACUGUGACAGAUGAUAUGGUAGCACGGAGAGAACGGGAGAACCUGGAGCUGUACAGAGCGUGGGUGCAUGAGCAACGCAGACGGAACAUGCUGUCACAGGAGGACGCCGACGACUACAUAGGCGACUUCAAGGAAGUCCUGAUUCGCAGGAGCUUCGUCCGCAAAGUUUUCUGCCUCCUCUCGUUGCAGCUGGCGUUCACUAUCGCUUUUAUAGCCGUCUUUAUGUUCGUGCGUGAAGCGCAGUUGUUCAUGAUAGUGAACUGGUACCUGUGGAUUGUCGCCAUGGUGUUCUUCAUCGUCGCGUACUGUGCCAUCGGCUUAUCGGUGCACGCCAGGCGAACGCCUCCCUACAAUUGCAUAUGCCUGUGCUUGCUGACGUUAGGAAUGUCGUAUCUGGCCGCCUUCGUCUCCGUAUUUUAUAGCAUCGAGGUGAUCCUCGUUGUGAUGGGCAUGACCGCCGUCGUCACGAUGUUAAUAUCUCUUGUAGCGACAUUCUCCAGGUUUGACUUGACGAUGAGACCAGGCUUGCUGAUGGUGAUCGGGCUGGUUGCCAUCGUGACUAUUUUCACGAUGCUGAUAAUCUUCAUCUUCACUCACAUAAUGAUUAUGCGUUUAAUAAUUGCCAUCAUCGGAACGCUCCUGUUAAGCUUGUAUUUAUACUUCGACGUGCAGACAAUUAUGGGUGGACGCAGAAUAGAAUUGGGUCCCGACGAAGUCGUCUUCGCAACGACGCAAAUUUAUGUUGAUAUCGUGCUGCUGUAUCAGUACUUAUUGAUGUUCAUGGGAUUCUUCCAUCAUUGACAAAAUAACGCUGUCGAUUUAUAUGUCUCAUUGGUAUAUGUAUACAUUUAU